Opisthocomus hoazin is the source of this 1401-nucleotide messenger RNA. It is a transcript of the gene CYP39A1, whose product is annotated as cytochrome P450 family 39 subfamily A member 1. Gene Ontology annotation, molecular function: iron ion binding; heme binding; oxysterol 7-alpha-hydroxylase activity. Gene Ontology annotation, biological process: bile acid biosynthetic process; cholesterol homeostasis. NCBI's taxonomy places the organism in Eukaryota, Metazoa, Chordata, Aves, Opisthocomiformes, Opisthocomidae. The record is from RefSeq and is a predicted model, not a curated record.
AUGGCUCUUGCUCUCCUCUUGGCAGCGAUCCUGGGAUUUGUUAUUGCCAGGGCUGUUUUGUUUCAGCUGAGAAACCCGAGCUCCCCUCCCUGCAUCAGGAGCUGGAUCCCUUGGUUUGGAGCUGCGUUUCAGUUCGGGAAAGCUCCCCUGGAGUUCAUUGAGCAAGCCAGAAGCAAGCAUGGGCCUGUAUUCACCAUAUUCGCUCUGGGAAAACGGUUUACUUUUGUGACUGAGGAAGAAGGAGCUGAAGCAUUUUUUAAAUCUGAAGACUUAAAUUUUGAACAGGCAGUACAGCAAGCUGUCGAGAAUGCAGUUUCUGUCCCUGCAGAAGCAUUUUAUCGGAACCACGGUAACCUCUACAGCAUGAUGAAGGGAAAAAUGGGUCCUUCUAAUCUGCACAUGUUCACGGGCACUUUGUGUGAGGAACUGCAUGAGCACAUGGCACACCUGGGCACGGAGGGCACAGGCGACCUCAGUGACCUGGUAAGGCGUGCCAUGUAUCCAGCAGGGGUGAACACUUUGUUUGGGAAAGGCAUCUGCCCGACAAGUCAGAGUGAAAUCAAGGAGUUUGAAGAACAUUUUCAGAAGUACGACGAGGACUUCGAAUACGCUUCUCAGAUGCCAGAGUGCUUCCUGAGGAGCUGGUCUAAAUCCAAAAAAUGGCUUCUAAAAUUAUUUGAGAAAGUAGUGUCAGAUGCUGAAAGGACCAACCCUUCAGAGACCACAUCCAAGACACUACUGCAACAUCUCCUCGAUAACUUGCAAGGAAAACAUCUAGCUCCCAAGUAUGGCCUCCUGAUGCUCUGGGCUUCCCAAGCCAAUACUGUCCCUAUUGCGUUCUGGACCCUUGUUUUCAUACUCUCUUAUCCUUCCAUUUACAACAAAAUCAUGGAAGACCUGGCUUCUGUUUUUGGCAAAGCAGGUAAAGAUAAAAUAGAAGUUUCUGAAGAGGAACUUAAGAAACUCCCUUUUAUUAAGUGGUGCACUUUGGAAGCCAUACGGCUGAGGUCUCCGGGUGCAAUCACUAAGAAAGUAGUAAACCCAAUAAAAAUUCAGAAUUUCACCAUCCCUGCAGGUGACAUGCUGAUGUUGUCGCCAUACUGGUUACACAGGAAUCCAAAAUACUUUCCUGACCCAGAAAUGUUCAAACCUGAUCGUUGGAAAGAGGCAAAUUUAGAGAAGAAUGCUUUCUUGGACAGCUUUGUGGCAUUCGGAGGAGGGAAGCAUCAGUGUCCAGGAAGGUGGUUUGCCAUCAUGGAAAUCCAGUUGUUCGUUGUGCUAUUCCUACACAAAUAUGAAUUUGUGCUUUUGGAUGCGGUACCAAAGGAGAGCCCUUUACAUUUGGUGGGGACACAGCAACCCACGGCACCAUUCCGGGUCCAGUAUAAAUGCCGGGAAUGA